Perognathus longimembris pacificus (Pacific pocket mouse) is the source of this 887-nucleotide messenger RNA. RefSeq names its product NADH:ubiquinone oxidoreductase core subunit V2 (gene Ndufv2). NCBI's taxonomy places the organism in Eukaryota, Metazoa, Chordata, Mammalia, Rodentia, Heteromyidae. The coding region runs from base 77 to 826 and encodes 249 amino acids. The transcript is spliced from 8 exons. The record is from RefSeq and is a predicted model, not a curated record. Gene Ontology annotation, biological process: mitochondrial electron transport, NADH to ubiquinone. Gene Ontology annotation, molecular function: NADH dehydrogenase activity.
GCCGCGCGUCUUGCUUUCUGGGUUCCUUUUGCCUUCUGUCCUAGCGCAACCUUGUCAGCGAGCAGGCUGGCCGGCCAUGUUCUUCUCUCUGGCGUCUCAGGCCCGAGCGGCCGGCCUCACCGCCCGCUGGGGAAGACAAAUAAGGAAUUUGCAUAAGUCAUCUGUGCAGAAUGGUGCUGGAGGAGCCUUAUUUGUGCACAGAGAUACUCCUGAGAAUAACCCAGAUACCCCAUUUGAUUUCACACCAGAAAACUAUAAGAGAAUAGAAGCAAUUGUGAAAAACUAUCCAGAAGGACACAAAGCAGCAGCUGUGCUUCCAGUCCUGGAUUUAGCCCAAAGGCAGAAUGGGUGGUUGCCCAUCUCUGCUAUGAACAAGGUUGCAGAAGUUUUACAAGUACCUCCAAUGAGAGUAUAUGAAGUUGCAACUUUUUAUACAAUGUAUAAUCGAAAGCCAGUUGGAAAAUACCACAUUCAGGUCUGCACUACCACACCUUGCAUGCUUCGUAACUCUGACAGCAUACUGGAUGCCAUCCAGAAAAAGCUUGGAAUAAAGGUUGGGGAGACAACACCUGACAAACUUUUCACUCUUAUUGAGGUGGAAUGUUUAGGGGCUUGUGUAAAUGCACCAAUGGUUCAAAUAAAUGACAACUAUUACGAGGAUCUGACACCUAAAGAUAUUGAAGACAUUAUUGAUGACCUCAAAGCUGGCAAAGUUCCAAAACCUGGGCCAAGGAGUGGACGUUUCUGUUGUGAGCCAGCUGGAGGUCUUACCUCUUUGACUGAACCACCUAAAGGUCCUGGAUUUGGUGUUCAAGCAGGCCUCUAAUUUAUACUAAACUAUAAGUAUGUCACUGGAGAAAUAAAGCACGAAGCUCCUCCUUUAUAUA